Messenger RNA from Aspergillus chevalieri, 1143 nucleotides. It is a transcript of the gene ZTA1, whose product is annotated as quinone oxidoreductase family protein. Gene Ontology annotation, molecular function: zinc ion binding; quinone reductase (NADPH) activity. The coding region runs from base 1 to 1143 and encodes 380 amino acids. Gene Ontology annotation, cellular component: cytoplasm. The record is from RefSeq and is a predicted model, not a curated record. Lineage: Eukaryota; Fungi; Ascomycota; Eurotiomycetes; Eurotiales; Aspergillaceae. Gene Ontology annotation, biological process: cellular response to oxidative stress. The transcript has 2 exons.
AUGUCUCUUCGCUCUCUUUCCCGCUCUCUCCUCCGUCCCAUGUCCAUGUCCACACCAACAACAACCCGCCUAGCAGCUGUCCACUCCCACCUCCAACAUACGAAUACCCCUCUAACAACCCCUCACCAGACCAGACCAAAAACCACCACAACAAUGUCUUCCCCAACAACCAUGAAAGCAAUCGAAAUCACCCAAACCGGCGGCCCCGAAGUCCUCUCCUACAAAACCGACCACCCCGUCCCGCAACCCGUCGAAGGACAAGUCCUCGUCCAAAACUCCAUCUCCGGAAUCAACUACAUCGACACCUACUUCCGCACCGGCCUGUACCCCUCCCCGAAACCCGAGAUCCUGGGCCGCGAGGGCGUCGGCGCAAUUGUGUCGCUUGGACCCGGCGCAGACAGUUAUGGGUUCAAGGUCGGUGAUCGCGUUGCAUGGCUGGGAACGGGCGGGUAUGCGGAGUAUACUGCUGUGCCUGCGGCGAAGGCGGUGAAGGUUCCGGAGGGGAUUAGCGAUGAGGAUGUCAUGGCUGGUUUUCUGAGUGGAUUGACCGUAUUGACUCUUGUGAAGGAGACGUAUCCUGUGCAGAAGGGAGAGACGGUUCUUGUGCAUGCGGCUGCUGGUGGAGCGGGGUCGCUGAUGGUGCAGGUGCUGAAGAGCAUUGGGGCGAAUGUCAUCGGUACCGCUGGUGGUGAGGUUAAGUGUGCUUUGGCUCAGAGUCUGGGCGCGGAUACGGUCAUCGAUUACCGGGCUGAGGACUGGGUGAGCAAGGUGAAGGAGGUUACUGGGGGUAAGGGUGUGGAUGUUGUUUAUGAUUCUGUGGGCAAGGAUACGUGGGAGGGUGCGUUGGAGGUGAUUAAGAGGAAGGGGACGAUUGUUUGGUUUGGAAAUGCGAGUGGGCCGGUGCCGCCUUUGCCUAUUCAGAAACUCUCGCCCAAAAACCUCAAGGUCGCCCGUCCCCAGCUGUUCGGGUACAUUGAGACUCGCGAAGAGUAUGAGUUCUACACUAAUGAAUUGUUCGCGCUGCUCAAGUCGGGUCAGCUCAAGGUCAAGGUUCACAAUGUGUAUCCGUUGGAGCAGGCUGCGCAGGCUCAUAUCGAUUUGGAGGGACGCAAGACUACCGGCAAGCCUCUUCUGAAGCCGUAA